This is a messenger RNA of Onychomys torridus (southern grasshopper mouse), 2719 nucleotides long. RefSeq names its product cAMP responsive element binding protein 3 like 1 (gene Creb3l1). Lineage: Eukaryota; Metazoa; Chordata; Mammalia; Rodentia; Cricetidae. Gene Ontology annotation, biological process: regulation of transcription by RNA polymerase II. Bases 441 to 2003 code for a protein of 520 amino acids. The record is from RefSeq and is a predicted model, not a curated record. Gene Ontology annotation, molecular function: DNA-binding transcription factor activity, RNA polymerase II-specific; cAMP response element binding. The transcript has 12 exons.
CUAACCAGCCCUGGGUUCCAGGUUUCAGACCCGGGAAAGUGACAGAAGCUGUACCUAGGAAGAGACCCAGAGAGAUCGCUGCGACCCGGCAGCCACCCAGUCUUGGGGGGAGCAUUGAGCUCCCCCACCCCCGGUUCCCACCCGGCCCGGGGGGCUCCUCCAGCAUCGGCCCCACCCCCGGGGUCCCUAUGGAAGCCAGCUGCGCCCCGGGAGGAGCUGGAGGAGGAGUCGGCUGAAUGCCCACGGUGCGUUCGGCGCCGCUGCCCUAAGGGCCCCCAGCGCCCCCGACCCGCGCCACCCCCGCCGCUCCUCCCCCGGGGCUCGCCGGGACCUGCCCCCCGGGCCGCCUGCCCGGCCCAGCCGCAGCUCGGUGCGGGGAUCGCCGCCGCCCUGGAGUGAGGGAAGCGCAGCCCGAAGGGGGUCUCCUGGAACCCGGCGCGAUGGACGCCGUCUUGGAACCCUUCCCGGCCGACAGGCUGUUCCCGGGAUCCAGCUUCCUGGACUUGGGAGACCUGAACGAGUCGGAUUUCCUCAACAAUGCGCACUUCCCAGAGCACCUGGACCACUUUGUGGAGAACAUGGAGGACUUCUCCAAUGACCUGUUCAGCAGCUUCUUUGAUGACCCUGUGCUGGAUGAGAAGAGCCCUCUGCUGGACAUGGAACUGGACUCCCCUGCUCCAGGCAUCCAGGCUGAGCACAGCUACUCCCUGAGUGGGGAUUCUGCACCCCAGAGUCCCCUUGUACCCAUCAAGAUGGAGGACACCACCCAAGAUGUAGAACGUGGCGCGUGGGCACUGGGACACAAACUGUGCUCCGUUAUGGUGAAGCAGGAGCAAAGCCCGGAGCUACCCGUUGACCCUCUGGCUGCCUCCUCUGCCAUGGCUGCUGCUGCCGCCAUGGCCACACCACCACUGCUGGGCCUCAGCCCCAUCUCCAGGCUGCCCAUCCCUCACCAGGCCCCUGGAGAAAUGACUCAGCUGCCAGUGAUCAAAGCAGAGCCCCCAGAAGUGAGCCAGUUCCUCAAAGUGACACCAGAGGACCUCGUACAGAUGCCUCCAACACCCCCCAGCAGCCAUGGCAGUGACAGUGACGGCUCCCAGAGUCCCCGCUCUCUGCCCCCUUCCAGCCCUGUCCGGCCCAUGGCCCGCUCCUCCACGGCCAUUUCCACCUCUCCGCUCCUCACUGCCCCUCACAAACUACAGGGGACAUCAGGGCCACUGCUCUUGACAGAAGAGGAGAAGCGAACCUUGAUCGCCGAGGGUUACCCCAUCCCCACCAAACUCCCCCUCACCAAGGCUGAGGAGAAGGCCUUGAAGAGGGUACGCAGGAAAAUUAAGAACAAGAUCUCGGCCCAGGAGAGCCGCCGCAAGAAGAAGGAGUAUGUGGAAUGUCUAGAAAAGAAGGUGGAGACAUAUACAUCAGAGAACACUGAGCUGUGGAAAAAGGUGGAGACCCUAGAGAAUGCCAACAGGACCCUGCUCCAGCAGCUGCAGAAACUCCAGACUCUGGUCACCAGCAAGAUCUCCAGACCUUACAAGAUGGCGGCCACUCAGACCGGCACUUGCCUCAUGGUGGCAGCCUUGUGCUUUGUUCUGGUGCUGGGCUCCCUGGCGCCCAGCCUUCCUGCCUUCUCUUCCGGCUCAAAGACUGUGAAGGAAGACCCUAUUGCAGCUGACAGCGUCUACACAGCCAGUCAGAUGCCCUCCCGAAGCCUACUGUUCUAUGAUGACGGGACAGGUUCAUGGGAAGAUGGCCGAGGUGCCCUACUUCCUGUGGAGCCCCCAGAAGGCUGGGAGCUCAAACCCGGGGGGCCAGUAGAGCCGAGGCCCCAGGACCACCUCCGACAUGACUAUGUGGACAGCACCCAUGAGACCACCAAGUACUUGAGUGAGACCUGGCCAGAGGACACUAAUAACAAUGGCACCAGCCCCAACUUCUCCCACCCCAAGGAGUGGUUCCAUGACAGGGAUCUGGGCCCCAACACCACCAUCAAACUCUCCUAGGCCACUCCGAGACCCAGGACACAGGACGGACACCCUGGCACCCAGAAGAGGCGUUCUCUUGCUCACUGACCCAGAUCCAGCUCCCACCCCUGCCCUGGGGCCCUCUGCCCCAGGAGAAAGGGUCUUUCUUCACCUCAGCCACCCCAGUCCCUGCUGUGGCUGGGGCCCCUCUCUGUCCCCGGACAUUUGGACUGCUCCCCUGGGCCAACCGCUCUGUUCCCACAUCUCCCUCCCACCGUUUUCCGUCCUUCUCCAACAAACCACUCACUGGGCCACUCUGUUUCCUUUCCCAUAGUGACCAACGCGACCACUGUUCCUGGCCCCUCACACACACACAAACACACAAACAUACAUGCAAACAUGUGCCCACACAAUCACACACCCCCAUCUCCUUCUGUACAGAGACCAAGAACAGAAAUUGUUUGUAAAUAAUGAACCUUAUUUUUUAUUGUUCCCAAUCCCCUAAGAUAUUGUAUUUUACAGAUCUUCCUCCCGUCGCCUCUCCCUUAUUUUGUAUUUUUUGAAGUUAGUGCGGGCUUUGCUACCCCUUGGCUGGGAACAGAGGGACACCCCACCCUCACCUGGCUUCCCCAUGCCGCUGCCCAAGCUGCUGGGCCUUUUUAAUUGCCAAACUGCUCUCUCCAUCAGCUCAGCACACGCUUUAAGAAAGCAAAAUUAAAAAAAAAAAAAAAAGAUUCAGCAUCAAUCCUGACUUU